This is a messenger RNA of Lacerta agilis (Sand lizard), 519 nucleotides long. RefSeq names its product family with sequence similarity 237 member A (gene FAM237A). NCBI's taxonomy places the organism in Eukaryota, Metazoa, Chordata, Lepidosauria, Squamata, Lacertidae. The coding region runs from base 1 to 519 and encodes 172 amino acids. The record is from RefSeq and is a predicted model, not a curated record. The transcript has 2 exons.
AUGGGAUUCGCCCGCUUCCUCUUCAUUGUGGGUUUGCUUCAUGUGACGCCUUUCUUCUGCUACAGCCAGAUGGAUCCCAUGGCUCUUGGCCGAGCUGAUCCCAAAUGUUGGGAAUCCUCCUCGGCCGUCUUGCUGGAGAUGAGGAAGCCGCGUGUUUCUGACUCUGUCAGUGGCUUUUGGGAAUUCAUGAUCUUCCUGAAGUCGUCUGAGGACUUGAAGCACGGGGCUCUGUUUUGGCACCUGGCACAGAUCUUCUGGGAUAUCUACAUGGACUGCGUACUCUCCAGAACCCACGGCUUAGGGAAAAGGCAGCUGGCGGAAGCCCAGAGACGAACUGCAGCUCUCCCGUCUUGGCUCAUAUUGAGUAAGCAAGGCAUCUUUUCACAAAUUCAGAUGACUCCUCUAUGGAAGAAGAAAGAACUGAAAGAAGACAUAAUAAGAAUCCAUGUGCACAAGAGCAGGUCUGGUUCACACAAAAGAAUUACUGGAUAUUUAAGAAUGAAGGUGAAACUCUUCUAG